AUGGUCAACUCACCAGAAGAAGCGACAAUGAAGCUGGAGAAGGCGAUAAAAUCCAAGGAGGUGGAAUCCCUUCGCAUCACCAGCGACGACCUGCGAAGAUUGGUGUUGGAGGCAGUGGCGUUUGGAUCGUUGCUCAACGACUCAGAAAAGCAGUUCGACUCGAUUUACGAGCUCACGCCGGCCUCUAGCCGAGUGAUGGGUGUUCUCACCGGCGAUGACGAAGAAGGCCGAAUGUUGCCAGAGUGA
This is a messenger RNA of Symbiodinium necroappetens, 246 nucleotides long. The record is from the annotation of a GenBank genome assembly. NCBI's taxonomy places the organism in Eukaryota, Dinophyceae, Suessiales, Symbiodiniaceae.